This is a messenger RNA of Trichobilharzia regenti, 471 nucleotides long. Lineage: Eukaryota; Metazoa; Platyhelminthes; Trematoda; Strigeidida; Schistosomatidae. The record is from the annotation of a GenBank genome assembly.
AUGUAUGUCUUGAAACCUGAAGAUAUGAGCACUGAAGAUGAUCAAGGAUACUCCGAUUCUCAAAAUUGUAAAAGGAAUACAAUUAAUAAUGAUAAUAAUGAGAAUUUCUCAAACUGCAUAUCAUCCACUGUUAACUCUUGUUCCUCUUCAAGUCCAGUUUAUCAUCAAACAUCGCUUAGAUCUACUAAUGAUUGUAUUAGUGUUAAAAUGUCAGAAUGUUGUUCCUCGGACAAUGCUAAUUCUGCAACAGCAUCUUUUGCAAAUGAUUCAUCAGCAUUUGUUUCAAUGGGAUUCUCUGUUGCUCUUAAAGCUCCUGAUUCUUCGUCCUCAUCCGCUUUUUCAUCAUCUUCCACUUCACCACCUGUUGUCACAUGCACAAGCGUUGUCAAUUUGCCCACUUGUAAUUCUACUAUGGUUGAUCACAAUCUUUCUCAUUUACCUACCUAUCCAAUGAAUUCAACAAAGGUGUGA